Meleagris gallopavo (turkey) is the source of this 809-nucleotide messenger RNA. The record is from RefSeq and is a predicted model, not a curated record. Lineage: Eukaryota; Metazoa; Chordata; Aves; Galliformes; Phasianidae.
CACUACACGACGGGCUGCCUGUGCCAGGGCGUCGCUGAGGACAAGGGCGUGCUGUUCAGCAAGCAAACCGUCGCCGCCAUAUCCGAGAUCACCUUCAGGCAGUGCGAAAACUUUGCAAGAGACCUCGAGAUGUUUGCCAGGCAUGCAAAGCGAAGCACAAUCACUUCAGAAGACGUGAAGCUUUUGGCUAGAAGGAGCAAUUCUUUGCUUAAGUACAUCACCCAGAAGAGUGAAGAGCUUGCAUCAAGUAGCAUGGAACAAAAGGAGAAGAAGAAGAAGUCCAGUGCAGCUAAGGGAAAGAGAAUUGAGGAAAAUGAAACACCUGUGACUGAAAGUGAAGAUUCUAACAUGGCAUGAUUUACCUUUCAAUAACUUCUCUGGUCUUCCCUUACUAUCCUAGAAGACCAAGGUUAGCCUGCCAGUGAUUGCUCUUGCAGGUUAGCAAGCUUAAUGAUUUUUUUUUUUUAUGUAAAUGUGCUUAGUUACAUUUUCUUGUUCCAAAAAUGAAAGGACUGUCAGAUUUCAACAAAGUUUACAGCCAAAAUGCCUUAAUUGUUCACUAAACAAAACCUUACUGUUAUUAAGAAGAAACUCCUUUAUUGAUAGAAUUUAAAGCCAAGCAUAUCCACUGAGCAUAUUCAUACCUCAGUAUGUGCAACUCCCUGCAAAGGACAAUUUAAUUUCUCCAAUAAUUUUUUUACCUCUUCCUCACUUCCAUUUCUGAUAGAUUUGUUUAGAUAUUAUAAACAUUUUCCUUUUUAAUAGCCGUAUCUCUUGUUGUCUUGGCAAUUAAAGCAUAUUCUGUGUCA